This is a messenger RNA of Auxenochlorella protothecoides, 690 nucleotides long. RefSeq lists its product as hypothetical. Bases 1 to 690 code for a protein of 229 amino acids. NCBI's taxonomy places the organism in Eukaryota, Viridiplantae, Chlorophyta, Trebouxiophyceae, Chlorellales, Chlorellaceae. Gene Ontology annotation, biological process: carbohydrate transmembrane transport. Gene Ontology annotation, cellular component: membrane. The transcript has 4 exons. The record is from RefSeq and is a predicted model, not a curated record. Gene Ontology annotation, molecular function: carbohydrate transmembrane transporter activity.
AUGUCCAAGCUGCGGGUGGUUCAAGACGCGGAGAUCCCGCCCCACGUCCACGGGCACUGGAUGGCGGAGGGCGCGGGCCUCGCGGGCCUCCUGGUCCUGGCCUUGCCCGUGCACCGGACCUUCACCCCCUGGGGCCUGCUGUCCGGCGCCAUGUUCAUGGCCUCCAACGUGGCCACUUUUCCCGCCAUCCGAUCCCUGGGCCUGGCCGCCGCCUGCGCGGUGUGGAGCGCCACCGCCGUCCUCGCCUCCCUGGCCUGGGCCCUGCUGGGCGCCGGCGACCGCCUGCGCAGCCCGGCCCUGGCCGUGGCCGCGGUGCUGCUGCUCCUGGCGGGCAUGGUCGGGGUGUGCGCGGCGCAGGCCUCCGUGCCGGUGCUGCCCGUCGGCAGCAGGUGCCACGGCGACGAGGAGGCGGGCGCCGGGCCGCUGGCUCACGAGCCCCUCCUCUCCCCCGGCGCCGGGCCGCUGGCUCACGAGCCCCUCCUCUCCCCCGGCGCCGCCGCCAGCGAUGACGCGGCCGAUUCCACCAACAUGGGCAUGGGCGUGCUGCUGGCCGCCCCCCUGGUCACCCUGGCCCGCACCCGCCCCGCCGACAUGUUUGUCAAGGCGCAGAGCCCCGCGGCCAUCUGGCCGGGGGUGGUGGCGGGGACGGUGGCCUGGGCAUCGCGGUGGCGGCGGUGUGGGGCGUGGUAG